Molecule: messenger RNA, 1348 nt
Organism: Pollicipes pollicipes
Lineage: Eukaryota; Metazoa; Arthropoda; Thecostraca; Pollicipedomorpha; Pollicipedidae
Product: ras-related protein Rab-10
Exons: 5
Coding region: 10-612 (200 amino acids)
Molecular function (GO): GTP binding; GTPase activity
Source: RefSeq, a predicted model, not a curated record
GCGUCGACAAUGGCGAAGAAGAGCUAUGACCUGUUGUUCAAACUUUUGCUGAUUGGAGAUUCCGGUGUUGGGAAGACUUGCAUACUCUUUAGAUUUUCAGAUGAUGCGUUCAACCACACGUUUAUUUCGACGAUAGGAAUCGACUUUAAGAUAAAAACGAUUGAACUUCGAGGGAAGAAAAUCAAACUACAGAUAUGGGACACGGCCGGCCAGGAACGAUUCCACACCAUCACCACGUCCUACUACCGGGGCGCCAUGGGCAUCAUGCUCGUGUACGACAUCACCAACCCGAAGAGUUUCGACAACAUCGCCAAGUGGUUGCGGAACAUUGACGACCAUGCGAACGAAGACGUAGAGAAGAUGAUAUUGGGGAACAAAUGCGACAUCGAAGACAAGAGGAUGAUCACGAAGGAGCGGGGCGAAUCGAUCGCGCGCGAGCACGGCAUCCGCUUCCUGGAGACGUCGGCCAAGGCCAACAUCAACAUCGAGCGCGCGUUCCUGGAGCUGGCCGAUGCCAUCCUGGCCAAGUCGCCCGGCCGUGACAACGUGGAGAUCCCCGACCGGUUCCCGCAGGAGAAACAGACUCACCACGCGGGCGGGAAGUGUUGCUGAGCCGGCGGACGUCCGCGAGCGAGCGAGCGAGCGAGCGAGAGCGUGCCGCCGCCCCUAGUCGACCCGCGCGCUCGGUCCGCGAGUGCAUUGUCUGUGAUGUGGGCGACGCCAGUGCCCCUGGCGGCCGCGGUCGGCACCGCCGGUGUUGGCGAGGGCCGCCAGAGCGGCGCCACCCGCCGUUCGAGAUUGUCCUGCUUGGUCGCGUUCCACUGCAAUAGUUGUCUGUUCGGGCGCUGCGUGGACGGCGCGUGCCGCCAUCGCGGAUCAUGGGACACUCCUGCUGCAGGAGCGAAAUCUAGCUUCUGGGCGGCGGCAGAGGGACGCGCAUCUCAGGAUCGGGCAUAGACUGUGCAUUUAAUGCCACGUGUACCGGACGGUAUCCCUGAGCAGCAUUCGUUGUAGGUAUUUGCUUUACGGUCGCUGGCGCGGUUCGUGCGCGCGCCGCGCCCGCCGCCGCCGCCGCCGCCGCUGGCCGCCCGCCGCUGCCGGCGGUCGAGUGUGCCUUAGCCCACGCAGGCCGGCUGGCUGGCCGGCAGUGUUCUCGCAGUCUGGCAUGACCCGACCCGACCUGGCCGAACCGGGCGCCGGCCGCCGCAGUCGCCCCGCUGGCGCAGAGCUACCCUCCUCGCCCUUUGCACAUUUUAAUCGCGACUGAUAUUAAGUUGUUUAUUUGGCUUCAUUACCUCGAAUGUAUAAAAUUCUAUAUGUUUAUGAAUACAUAUUUUUUCGAGCCUGA